Messenger RNA from Eucalyptus grandis, 1299 nucleotides. RefSeq names its product receptor-like protein 34. The record is from RefSeq and is a predicted model, not a curated record. Gene Ontology annotation, molecular function: protein binding. The coding region runs from base 1 to 1299 and encodes 432 amino acids. NCBI's taxonomy places the organism in Eukaryota, Viridiplantae, Streptophyta, Magnoliopsida, Myrtales, Myrtaceae. The transcript has a single exon.
AUGCACGCUUUAGAUGUGUACAUGAUAGACCUCUCUCAUAACAUGUUGAAAGGACCACCCCCUGAAGCACCGUCAUCGACAGUGACCUAUAUAGUAUCCAACAACAGCCUGAUGGGAGCGUUGCCAGCAUGGAUAUGCAAUUUAAGUUCAGCAAUCACACUAGACUUGUCUUUUAACAAUUUGACCGGUGUGCUUCCCAUUUGUUUGGGCAAUAUCAGCAAAUCACUCGUGGUAUUGAACCUAAAAGGCAACAAUUUCCAAGGAAGCAUUCCAGAGCUCCCGAUGAGGGGGACACAAUUGACGAUGAUUGAUUUGAGUGACAACCAAUUGCAUGGCAAAUUACCGAGAUCCUUGGCUGAUUGCGAAAAGCUCAAGUUCAUCAAUUUUGCAAACAAUCUUAUCAUGGACACCUUCCCAUCAUGGUUGGGAUCACUACCGGAGCUCCGUAUCCUUAUUUUGCGAUCCAAUAAAUUCCACGGUGUCAUAGAAAGGCCUAAAUCUAGUCAUGCAUCCCUUAAGUUGCGGAUACUUGACCUCUCUUCUAAUGCAUUCAUCGGUAAGUUGCCCAUGGAAUUCUUUCAGUCUUGGAAUGCCAUGAAAUUCGAGAUGCGAAACUUUACAUACAUGAAUAAAGAUCUAUAUCCGCCGGUGUUCAACCCGCUCACCUACUAUGGCCACUAUGAUUUUUCUAUGAUAGUGAUUUACAAAGGGCAUGAAACCAUUUACCAAAAGAUAUUAGAAGUCUUCACGAUCAUUGACCUCUCCAUCAAUUUGUUCAAAGGAGAGAUCCCCAAUGCCAUAGGUGAUCUUAGAGGAUUGCAAGGGCUGAACCUUUCCAACAAUCUCCUCACUGGUCACAUCCCAUCGUCGUUAGGGAAUCUCACAGCACUUGAGUCAUUGGACCUUUCUCAAAACAAACUCAUUGGACAAAUCCCCCAGAAGCUAAUAGAACUUGGGUUCCUUUCUUUCUUGAACGUCUCUUACAACAAUCUGACUGGGUCCGUGCCUAAAGGGAAACAGUUCGAUACAUUUUCAGACGAUUCUUUUGAAGGAAACUCAAGACUGUGUGGGGAAUUCAUAUCCACGAAAUGUCGAGAUUCAGCGGAUAAGUCAGGACAACCUUCAACCUACCAAGAAGAAGACUUGGGAUCACCAAUUGAACACAAUUGGAAGAUUGUCCUUAUGGGGUAUGGGAGUGGCUUAGUGAUUGGAGUGGUCAUCGAAAAUGCAUUCAUCUCUUGGAAACAUGAUUGGUUUGAAGGAAAUGCCAAGAGAAGGCGACGGCCUAGUCGGAGGUAG